Limanda limanda (common dab) is the source of this 414-nucleotide messenger RNA. Its product is annotated as protein MIX23-like. Gene Ontology annotation, cellular component: mitochondrial intermembrane space; mitochondrion. Lineage: Eukaryota; Metazoa; Chordata; Actinopteri; Pleuronectiformes; Pleuronectidae. Bases 1 to 414 code for a protein of 137 amino acids. The record is from RefSeq and is a predicted model, not a curated record. The transcript is spliced from 5 exons.
AUGACCAGUGUUCUGUCACAGAAGGGUGUGGAGGUGGAGAUGGAGGUGGAGAUGGAGGUGUGCUCUCCCUGCCUCCGGCUCUGCAUGUGUGCACCAGAACAGAGCCACACCACAAAUACAGAGGUGCUGAAGGUGAUGCGCACCAUGGAUGACCACAUCGUCCAGGGACUGAACACUACCGUGCCCACAGUUUCCUUCUCAGGCAAAGUUGAUGCCACACAAACAUGCAAACAACUGUAUGAAUGUGUGAUGGAGGCCCAUCUGAGCAGAGACCAAGCUAUCAAGGCCUGUAUAGCCAAAACAUCUGAGGUGAUGGGACAGCUGGGUGAGGAAAGAGGAAAAGACUGCGAGGACCUGACAGUCAUCAAACAACUCAGGAAGGAGCAGACCAAACCUGAGACGUCCACCUUGUGA